UAAUUUUGUGCUUGUAGAAAUCUAAAAUUAGAACUUGCGACAAAAAUCAGAAAACUUGGCGAAGUAGAUUAGCGAACAGGCAUCGGCUGUGAUGAAGCGGAAAAAACUUGGGUGGAAACUGGAAUGGAAAUCUCUAACCAGACAGACGUUUAUGGGUCCCAUAAUCUUUUAGUUUGAAAUGCAUGUAGUGUUCGCAUGAUUCUUGAAGUGGAUUAGUACUUCUUGAUCGUCAUCGUGAUGUGUUCCAUCCUCUAUGCACUGCAACUGAUUUGAAGGACAAAUACUGGAGCAUUAGGUUAGCUAAGUUGAGAGAACUUUUUGAUGGUAAUGACUUCAGUGAUGAUGACUUUGAGGAAGAAGGCAACGAUGAUGAAUCUGAGGGUAAAAUUGAGGAUUACGACUCUGUGGAAGACAGCGAGGAUGAACCUGAUGGUGAUAUUUCUGACAAGUAAGACAAUGUGCCUGGUGAUAUUCCUUUUGCUGGUGCUGGAAGUAAUGAUAGUUCCGAGUCUGAGGGAGACAAGGGUGAUAUUUCUGAGAAAGGAGAUGAUAGUGAUGAUAGUUCUGACUCGAAGGAAGACAACGAUGAUGAACCCAAGGGUGAUACUUCUGACAAUGAAGAUCAUAUGCCCAGUGAUAUUCCUUUUGCUGGUGCUGAAUUUGCAGGGGUCGCAGCUUUCGGUGGUAUGUCUGACAAUGAAGAUAAUUCACCAGGGUACCAAAUCGGUGAUGUUCCUUCUGCUGGUGCUGUGAAUGCCGGCAUCGCUGCUUUGGGUGAUAUGCCUGACAAUGAAGAUAAUUCACCAGGCUACGAAGUCAGUGAUGUCACUUUUGCUGGUGCUGAGAAUGCCGGCAUCGCUGCUUCAGGACUUCCAGGUGAUAUGUCUGACAAUGAAAAUCAUUCUCCCGGGUACCAUGUCAGUGACGUUCUUCCUGCUGGUGCUGAGAUUGCAGGCGUCGCUGCUUGGGGAAAUGAGGGCGACAAAAUUGCAUAUUUAGAUGCCAUGGGUGGUAUAGUUGCUGUUAACGACGUAGCAGAUAAAGCUGAGGACAUUGCAAAUGCAAAAGAUGACGAAGCUAGAGGGUUUGCUGAAUCUGAAGGCUGCCUCAGUGACGCAAGUUCCUUAGCACUACAACUCCUUGGCCGUACUACUUCAAUGAAACAGACACUUGCCACGGAUUACCAAGGACAGAAUGCAAUGUUUGCCAAUGGGAAGGUUCCGUUAAUGGAAGAGAUAAGUAGUUUUCUGGUCACACGGAAAAAACUGUUAGAUAUGCACUUAAUGGAGCAGGGAACGUUGCAAGGGUUAUUGGUGGAUGUGUUAACUAAAUCUGACAGCCACAGCAGUGACGCGGCAUCCUUUGCAUUGCAGCUCCAAAAUCGAAUUGGACUAAACAAUCCAUCCGAGUAAUGUCUUGGUAAUGAAAGUUGGAAUUGGUGGUCAUUGUCACUUGGAGUGAGUGACAGCCGAGAGAAGAGGCGUUGAAGUGAAGAGAAAAAGAAGAAGAAAUUUAGUUUCCUAGAAUUAGGUUAAACAUACUCUCGUACGAUAGACGAAGGGUUAAAAUUAAAACUGAUAUUUUGAUAAACUGUUAUAACUUAACUCUUAUUAACAGUUCGAUUUGGUCUACUUUAGACCCCAAACCGUGCACCGAGACGACAGAUCAACGGUUCUCAUUUCAUAAGUCGUCAACGAUCACCGAGAUGACAGAUCAACGGUUCUCAUUUCAUAAGUCGUCAACGAUCGUUGGAUGAAUGGUUCGGCUCGGGUUCUGUCCGGUCUUGCCGGUUUCAUCUUGGUUUUAUGUGCAUCCCUAGUUAUAAGGAUUCAUUACUUGUAAGUGUGUAACUCACACGCGUGUCUUCAUAUUGUAAGUGUGUCAUUCACACGUGUACUACUGUCUAAAGAUACAACUAUUAUAACAUAAUUAAUAAUUUCAUUAUGUCUUAUUUUCUUCUGUCCAGAGUCUGUCUGUACUGAA
Papaver somniferum (opium poppy) is the source of this 1983-nucleotide messenger RNA. RefSeq lists its product as uncharacterized. NCBI's taxonomy places the organism in Eukaryota, Viridiplantae, Streptophyta, Magnoliopsida, Ranunculales, Papaveraceae. The transcript has 13 exons. The record is from RefSeq and is a predicted model, not a curated record. Bases 627 to 1412 code for a protein of 261 amino acids.